AUGGUCCCUGUUCAGACGGUCCUGAUUGGGGAGACCCAGCUGGUGCUUGUGACUGAGGAGUCCUUUGACGCCCAGUACUAUGUGGCGCACAACAAAUACUAUGAGCAGGUGCUGGUGCCCAAGAGGUCAGAGUUCAAGGGGAAGAUGAUUGAGGUGGAGAUCUACGAGGCCGGCAAACACUUCCUGAAGGGAAGACCGCUGGACGGCUCCGUAGUGUUCACUCCCUCCGUCGCCGAGCCGCUGCAGAAGGGGGAGGUGUCUGGGCUCAGUCAGGAGCAGCUGUCCCUCCAGCAGAAUGGGUGCGUCCCCUCCUCGGGCGUGCUGACUGCAUCCUGGAGCCCCUGGAGCCGGGACAGAGACGGGCUGAAGCUGCUGUCUAUCCGCCUGGCUGUGGUGGCUCUCCUAGUGGUCUUCAUGUGGGAGAAACUCCACUGAGACCACGGGGCUGGAAGACAUGGACCUGGGCCUGUAUUUAUAGAGCGUCUCGGAGGAGGAGUGCUGAUCCAAGAUCAGGGCCCUCCUUCACAAUCAUCCUUAUGUUCUACAAGGCAAAACUGAUCCUAGAUCAGCAUUCAUACACCGAGACUCUUUAUGAAUAAGGGACCUGGAUCAAAUACAUAUGGAAAUGAUUUACAAGUACUUUGUACUGGGCAAACUAAAUCAAGCGUAGCUCGAGUAUUUGAAAGAGUUUGACAUGUUUAUUUGGCCUAUAGGUUUGGUUGAAAUGGGUUUUGGAUGGGUCCUCGUUUAGCUUUAUCUGAGGAAAAACGUCUCAGUCCUUGACAAAGACUGAUGCAUUCUGGAGCUGCAUGUGAGAGUUAGGAAGAGGAGACGAGGGUAGGAAACAAGGACAGGAGAUAAGGAGAGGACAGGUUAAAGUGUGUGAUACUCUGGUUUAAGAUGGUGGAUAUCUUCAAUAAUAAGUAUGUAUUUGUACCACAAUGAAACAGACACAGAUGAACAGGUAUAUUUUUGGUAAUGAGUUUUCAUCACAGUAAAAGCCCCCUCUGUGUCUGUCGUACUGUCUACCACAUUGUGAUUGUUUAUCAAAACUUUUUUUUUGUUUUUGUCUCUCUCUUGUUUCUCUAUUUGUAUUUCUGCUUUUAUGGUUUUCCAUUUUAACGUCAGUCUACUACCGAGUAGAUGGAGACCCCCUUUGUGCCCUGGUCUGAAGUAGUUAGGGAACAGGGUGCUAUUUGGGAUGUAGUGAUGUACAGUGUGAACCUGCAUGUUGUUGGAUUCAUAGCAGUGGAUCAUCUCCUAUCCCAGGGGACUUAUUGUCUGGCCAAAGGUAAUGGGGGGGUGUCUGGCCAAAGGUAGUGCACUAUAUAGAGAAUAGAGUGUCAUUUGGGACACAGACUUGACAGUGUUUUCUCAUCUUUGUUUGCAGGGUAAAGCUAACCUUAAUAAACCUUAAUAAACCACAA
This is a messenger RNA of Oncorhynchus masou masou (cherry salmon), 1427 nucleotides long. RefSeq names its product threonylcarbamoyladenosine tRNA methylthiotransferase-like. The record is from RefSeq and is a predicted model, not a curated record. The coding region runs from base 1 to 435 and encodes 144 amino acids. NCBI's taxonomy places the organism in Eukaryota, Metazoa, Chordata, Actinopteri, Salmoniformes, Salmonidae. The transcript has 4 exons.